AUUCUAAUAAACUCUAAUUUGCUAUCUUGUUUUUAAGCUAAGCCACAUUUUUAACACUCGGAAUUGUCGCCUAAGAUAACAGUAAAUCAAUUUGCAUAGUGUGAUUCGAACCUUUCCAUGGUUAGAUGAGACCCAAAUCUAUUUUAAGACAAUACGUAUUAUCUAGUACUUUUAUCUUGGAGUGGUCAGUUACAAACCGAAUCUGUAAGACAGCGUGCGUUUCCAUAUUUUAAAAUCUUUUUAAAUUACUAGUCGUAACCUUUCCAAAUAAUAAUAUGAUCAAUAUUUCUUCAUUGGUCGUUACGUUUGUUGUUCUGGGUUCAGUAAUUAGCGAAAAUAUUAAGUUCGAUUUUAAUAAUACGUCGAAGGAAUUCCAUGAGGAAUAUGCAGAAUCAAAAGUUUUGUCUCGAAGAAAGAGAUUCAUAAUUUUUCCAGAUGGAAGCUCCCUGCAAUUGGUGUUCCUCAUACAAACACCAGUAUUGAUCCCUAUAGGAGAUAUUUUCCUAUUCGGUGACUCUGCUGGUCUUGCGUGGUUACUACCGACAGAUCCGAACAUAUUCUAUGCGUUGAAGGAAUACGAAAGACCACUCCGUCGAAGUGAUGUGGUGAAAACUAUCAAUUAUUUGGACGAAAAAGGAAGGCUCAUUGCUAAAGUUCCGUAUGAAAGGAGACUAAAAGUGAGUCCAGUUAUUGCAAAAAGAAGUUUGAAAGACAAUAAGAAGAAAUCGAAACCCAAAAUAGAUCGAAGAAAAAUGCAUGAAAAACAUUUGAAGAAAGAACAGUUGAAGGCACAUCACUUAGACAAGGGCAGCUUGGAGUUUCACAGAAGUAAACGAGUGGAGCUUUAUCAGAAGAUUGAGAAGUUACUAUCUACGAUGGGCCGAGACGGGCGUCAGUGCGUUCUUUACAAACUAUGUGAGUCGGCACAGCGGGCUUCGAAGCAGGGGACAUUCUUGCAGGAAUUCCUUCGUGCUGUGUUCACGUUACCUAAAGGCAGGGAGUUUCACUACGAUGACCACAAGGAGUAUGAUAAUGCACAUGUAGAAACUGAUGACUGUGUUAAACGAUAUCCCGGCUGUGAAGACAUGCAUGAAUCGAUAUUAUUAUGA
Helicoverpa armigera (cotton bollworm) is the source of this 1109-nucleotide messenger RNA. RefSeq lists its product as uncharacterized. The record is from RefSeq and is a predicted model, not a curated record. NCBI's taxonomy places the organism in Eukaryota, Metazoa, Arthropoda, Insecta, Lepidoptera, Noctuidae. The coding region runs from base 276 to 1109 and encodes 277 amino acids. The transcript is spliced from 5 exons.